AUGCUCCCCGCGUCGCUCGUCGUCGUGCUGACCAUCACGAUGGCCGCGGGCGCGAAGCGCAUGGUGCAGCGCCACGUCAUCGUGCGCCAGCUCAAGUCGCUCGAGGCGCUCGGCGGCGUGACCAACAUCUGCUCCGACAAGACCGGCACGCUCACGCAGGGCAACAUGGUCGUGCGCAAGGCGUGGCUGCCCGGGUUCGGCACCCUCAGCGUCGCGGGCACGGCCGCGCCCUUUGAUCCGACCGUCGGCGACGUCGGGAGGCGGCCCGAGCAGCCGCGCGAGAUCGACUUCCGCGCGGAGGACUCCGAGGGGGAGGUCCUGUCCGCCCUCGAAAACCACGCCCGGGACAGCCCGCUCCUCGGCGACUUUCUGAACAUCGCCGCCCUCGCGAACCUGGCCACCGUGCACCAGACGGGCUCCCCGCUCGAGUGGCACGCGCGCGGCGACCCGACGGAGGUCGCGCUCCAGGUCUUCGCGACCCGCUUCGGCCGGAACCGCCUCGCGCUGCAGGACCGCUGGCGGCAGCUCGCCGAGUUCCCGUUCGACUCGGACGUCAAGAAGAUGUCCGUCGUCUUCGAGGACACGCAGCACGGAAAGACGCAUCUCUUCACCAAGGGCGCGACGGAGCGCGUCCUGCCCAGCUGCACCGCCAUCCGCGACGAGGCUGGGCACGUGCCCCUCACGGACGCGCAACGCGCCGACAUCCUCGCGAACGUCGAGGCGCUCGCCCGCCUGGGCCUGCGCGUGCUCGCGCUCGCCGGCCGGGCCGACAUCGGGCCCGUCGACGGCCACGCCGCGCCCGACCGGACGGACCUGGAGCGCGGCCUCGUCUUCCACGGGCUCGUCGGGCUGUACGACCCGCCGCGGCCCGAGUCGGCGCCGAGCGUGCGCAAGUUCCACCGCGCGGGCGUCAGCGUGCACAUGCUCACGGGGGACCACCCCGAGACCGCCCGGGCGAUCGCCAUCGAGGUCGGCAUCCUCCCCAGCCGGAUGGGCGAGAUCGCGGCGGACGUGGCGCGGACGAUGGUGAUGACCGCGGCGGAGUUUGACCGGCUGUCCGACGGCGAGCUCGACACGCUACAAGACCUCCCGCUCGUCGUGGCGCGCUGUGCCCCGCACACCAAAGUCCGCAUGAUCGCCGCGCUGCACCGGCGGGGGCGGUUCGUCGCGAUGACGGGCGACGGCGUGAACGACUCGCCGGCCCUAAAGCAGGCGGACGUGGGCAUCGCGAUGGGCCAGGCGGGCGCGGACGUCGCGAAGGAGGCGGCGGACCUCGUGCUCACGGACGACAACUUUGCGUCGAUCCUGAACGCCGUCGAGGAGGGCCGCCGCAUGUUCGACAACAUCCAGAAGUUCGUGUUGCACGUGCUCGCGUGCAACGUCGCGCAGGCGUGCACGCUGCUGGUGGGCCUCGUGUUCAAGGACGGCAGCGGCCGGAGCGUGUUCCCGCUCGCGCCCGUCGAGGUCAUGUGGAUCGUCAUGGUCACCUCCGGCCUCCCCGACAUGGCCCUCGGCUUCGAGGCCGCCGCGGCGGAUAUCAUGGACCGCCCGCCUCAGGAUAUGAAAGCGGGCAUCUUCACGUGGGAGCUGCUGCUCGACAUGCUCGUGUACGGCCUCUGGACCGCGGCGCUCUGCCUCGCGGCGUUCCUGCUCGUGCUGUUCCGCUGGGGCGACGGCGACCUCGGGCAGAACUGCAACGGCGCGUACUCGCCCGCGUGCGACACCGUCUUCCGCGCGCGCGCGACGUGCUUCGCGUCCCUCACGUGGUUCACGCUCUUCCUCGCGUGGGAGAUGCUCCACAUGCGCCGCUCCUUCUUCCGCAUGCAGCCCCGCGCCGGCCCGGGCUCGGCCCUGACGCAGUGGCUCGCGGAUGUCCGCCGCAACAAACUCCUCCUCUGGGCCGUCCUGCUCGGCUUCGCGACGAUCUUCCCGCUGCUGUACGUCCCGGGGCUCUCCACCCGCGUCUUCCGGCACACGGGCAUCACGUGGGAGUGGGGCGUCGUCUUCGUCGGCGCGGGCCUCUUCUUCGCGGGGUGCGAGGCGUGGAAGUGGGCGAAGCGCGUCUACUUCCGCCGCGCCGCCGCCCGGGCCGGUGGGGGCAGGGGGCAAGACCUCGACUCGGAGAGCCGCGUGUUCGGCGCGUACUUCGACGGCGACCGGGGUGGCGUGGCCCUUGACAGCAGGAUCGACUCCGAGGCCACGGUGCUGGAGAAGAACUCGAAGCCGCGAAACUUGAAGGUGUGA
Molecule: messenger RNA, 2244 nt
Organism: Mycena indigotica
Lineage: Eukaryota; Fungi; Basidiomycota; Agaricomycetes; Agaricales; Mycenaceae
Product: Calcium-transporting ATPase 3
Exons: 3
Coding region: 1-2244 (747 amino acids)
Biological process (GO): calcium ion transmembrane transport; intracellular calcium ion homeostasis
Cellular component (GO): plasma membrane
Molecular function (GO): ATP hydrolysis activity; ATP binding; P-type calcium transporter activity
Source: RefSeq, a predicted model, not a curated record